AACAAGGGACCGACAGAGCGGCGAAUCACACAUAGUCAGAACGUCUAAUUACAAACUCCAACAAGGCAAAUUAAAUUUGUGGACAUUUGCAUUGUCAUAUAUAAAUGAUGCGAUCGUGUGAAGCACUUCGUGUUACUUCGUGAACGUCGUAGUUUCCACUCCUGCAAAAUGGAUCGACGUUCCUGCAUUAUUCAGCUCAGUUAACCUUUCCAGCGUGUUGACAUGCGUUUGGUGAGAGUGGCGGAGUGCAUAUUGGUGCAAUAUAGGAACCAUGAAGGUCUCUUGGGUGAUACUGCAUGCAGUGUUGGCCGGUUGCAUUAGCCUAAGUUGGUCCUUUAAUGGCGAGCUCGCCGAGCUGGAAUGCCCCGACGAUUGCGAUUGCCAUUACUUCCGGAUCAAUUGGGUGACGGAUUGCUCUGAUAGUAACCUGACCGAAAUACCCUACGAUGAGCUGAGUCUGAACGUGUACGUGUUGGACAUGAACAACAAUCGCAUCACCGAUGUGAGACCUUUUCCUGGCGACAUUAAAAUGAGGCGUCUGCAAAUGGCCGAUAAUCGCAUGACUGAGCUGAAAAAAUCAUCCUUCGCAGAGCUGAACUACCUCAUCGACGCCGAUUUCUCCGAAAAUAUGAUAACUAAAGUUGAUCCGGAUAGCUUCGACGAUUCGCCCGGGUUUAUCACUUUAGAACUUCAAGGCAAUCCCUUAGAGCCGGUCGAUGGGCCGUUUUUAUCCAUCAAAUCAUUGCUUUAUUUGGACAUUAGCAACUGCGGUCUAAAAUAUUUAAAUCCACUUUUCUUCGCCAAUAUAACCGCACUGAGUACGCUCGACUUAUCCGGAAAUCCCUUAGGCGUGAUAGAUAAUAAAGUACUCGAGCCUUUGUCUAGUCUGGAAACGCUGAAAAUGAACGACUGCAAUUUAACUUACAUUGCAAAUUACGCGUUCGUCUCUCUGGAAAAUCUAAAAAAUCUCGAAUUAAGCGGUAAUAUGCUUAUCACUACUGAUUGGUCAUCGGUUCUCGAUUAUCUCCCGCGCCUCGAAUACCUCGAUUUAAGGAAUGCCGGGAUCAAACAUUUACCCGAAAUCGUAUUCAGCAACAACACCUAUUUACGGACGUUAAUUCUGGCCGAAAACGAGCUAAGUGAUAUCGACGUGGCUCAAACCUUGGGCAAACUCCAGCAAUUAGAUUCGUUGGACUUGUCUUUUUGUAAUUUAACAUUACCCCUGUCGGAGGAUUCUUUCAUCAACGCCACGAAAAUCCGAAGUUUGUAUUUGUCUGGAAAUUCGUUAUUCGCGUCCGACCUAUUGGUUGCCUUAGCCCCAUUAUCAAAUUUGGAAAAACUUUCUUUAAGUAAUUGUGGAUUAACUCGUCUACCCGAUACUUUCCGCAACUUCAAAAGUCUACAAGAACUCGAUAUUUCACAUAAUCCUCUGAAUGACGCAUUCGUCAAGUUAUUGACACCCUUGGAUAAAUUAGAAUACUUGAAUAUGGGUUACAGUAAUUUAUCAUACAUCGCGCCGACGUCGUUUUUGAAAAUGACAAACAUGAAACGACUGGUACUCACAGGGAACGACUUGUACAGUUUAGAAGCCGGUGUUUUCGGUAACUUAACUAAACUUGAAAGUUUGGAAUUAAAUUUCUGCGGUUUAAGACGACCCAUUAACGCUACGUUAUUUUUCAACAACCUAACUUACACUGACUUGAAGGAAUUACAGCUGGCGGGAAAUCCAUUACAGUUUUCAAAAUCAGGACCUCUUUUACCGAAACAGUUAUCUAGACUGGAAAAACUCGAUCUGAGCAAUUGCGACCUUACAUUCCUCCCACCGGAUGCUUUCUACUGGACUAGAAAUAUCACCACAUUGAUUUUGAGCGGAAACCAUUUCUCCACGCCCGAUAAUUUACAAUUCCUUGAAUUACUACCUAAACUAAAAGUGCUCGAUUUGAGGUACAAUAACUUAUCGCGAUUUUCACCGAAAUACGUUCUCGAAAAUCCGGACGUGGAGAAGUUAAAACUCGUCGGUAAUCCGUGGAAGUGCGACUGCACCGUCGCCGAAUUAUGGGAUUGGGCUAAUUUGGAAAAGGGCGGUCUCGGUAUUUUAGAAGGAGCGACUUUGAGCCCCGAGCACGUCACAGCCGGGAAAACCAAGCGCAAGAACUUGCUUAUUUGUAGCUACGACACCAAAUUACCUCUGCCUGUUAUCACAAACAAAACGGUUCCCGGCAGGAGACCGUUCAUUAAGUCGCAGCGGGUACUAACUUCCACGAACCGUACCUGGGCUAAGUACGUCAGAGAAUCCGGUUGCGAAUUUCCGAUUUUGCAGAGAUCUCCCAGAGCCGCGAGCGAUUCCUACAGUUCCGAAUUAGAAACCAAUUCUUGGGCGGCGGCAGCCAUUAAAGCGGGUGUUGUAUAUAUCACUCUUAUGACAAUUAUCGGGUUCGUCUUUGUUCUCACGAAGAAAAGACGAAUUACGAGAAGUGCCGCCUUUGACAAGAACAAUUAGCUUACGUUUACGCGUCAAGUAUUCAUGUAAUCAGUAUGUGUGCGAGUAGUUUAGAGUUUUAUCGAACGUAAUAGCAAACAUCCUUUAAUUGUAUUAAUUACGGUAUUGCGAGUCAGCAAUUCCUACAGUUGUAAACAAUGAAAGGUAUGUGCCGUGUGACGUAAUGAGCUGACUCCAACACCUAUUGCGUUUACGAAGACUGUCGUUUUGUUGAUUUUGUAGUUAACUAGGUGUGGCUGUUAUUUUAUACUAGAAACUAAUAAAGUCUACUCGUUUAUAUUAACCGCUGUUUACCAUCCGCAUCUUGAAACCGCACACCCGCCUUAAGCACACCUACUCUAGCAUUCGCAUUACCAACACUAAUAAGAGUCAUCGUUAAUGAACCUAUUUAGUGGGAUCCCCCCUGUGAGGCGUAUUAUAAUAAAUAUGCAAAUUGGUGCGUGCACUACCCUUUACUAAAGCCGCUCGGUGCAUAUCGCGAAUAUCUCGAUAGAACAAGGGCUGAUCUUUCCGGCCACUUCCUGACCCUAAGAACGGUUCCUAGAAUUAUAUAGCUUGCCGACGGCCAUUUUUAAAUUGAACUCAUUCACAAAAGGGAAUAUGUAAUCGGGCAAAGUCUAUACUGGCAAUAACUUCGCAAUGGCCACGACCUCUUACCCCGUCAUAGAGGGUGGAUUGCCAGCAGUUCCUGUAAUUGCAAGUGGAACGUGAACAGCCCUUGUUCGGCCCUUCAGUCUCUCCUAAUUAGAACACGGCUCCCUUGUACCCACCUCUCGUCAUCACCGGAGGACAAGGGCUACGUACAGGCUGUCUCGAAUGUCGAAGCACGACAAAAAACUAAUAAUGGUGACAUUUAACAUUAACGUCGCCAUUCGGAACAGACUGUAUUUACCAAAAAACAAGAAAUUGUAUUUAUUAGUAUUUAUUUUAGGCAAGUAAUCUAGCUGUCAUCCGCCUUUCUUGUCAACACAACAAUUUUCGUAUUAUGUUUGUUAAGAUAACAAGGAAAUUGUGGGCAAUUAGACUGUUUCUAGUGAAGUAGUACUCAAAACAUUCCGCCAUUAAUCACAAUGGCGACUAUAUUUGUUUUAUUUUUGUAUUACACUUUUUAUAUUGUGUAUUAGCUACUGUAUUGCAAUAAAAUAUACCUUUUUAA
This is a messenger RNA of Zophobas morio, 3656 nucleotides long. Its product is annotated as protein artichoke-like. The transcript is spliced from 3 exons. The record is from RefSeq and is a predicted model, not a curated record. Lineage: Eukaryota; Metazoa; Arthropoda; Insecta; Coleoptera; Tenebrionidae. Gene Ontology annotation, molecular function: protein binding. The coding region runs from base 272 to 2500 and encodes 742 amino acids. Gene Ontology annotation, cellular component: extracellular matrix.